This is a messenger RNA of Leptonychotes weddellii (Weddell seal), 4953 nucleotides long. It is a transcript of the gene GUCY1A2, whose product is annotated as guanylate cyclase 1 soluble subunit alpha 2. Gene Ontology annotation, molecular function: guanylate cyclase activity; heme binding. Gene Ontology annotation, cellular component: guanylate cyclase complex, soluble. Gene Ontology annotation, biological process: cGMP biosynthetic process; response to oxygen levels. NCBI's taxonomy places the organism in Eukaryota, Metazoa, Chordata, Mammalia, Carnivora, Phocidae. The record is from RefSeq and is a predicted model, not a curated record.
GGCGAGAGCAUCAGCCGCCUGACGGCGCCCUCGCCUCAGACGAUACAGCAGACUCUCAAGAGGACCCUGCAGUAUUACGAGCACCAAGUUAUUGGUUACAGGGAUGCAGAAAGGAAUUUCCACAAUAUCUCCAACAGAUGCUCCUAUGCAGACCAUUCCAACAAAGAGGAAAUUGAAGACGUCUCAGGAAUUCUUCAGUGCGCUGCUAAUGUACUCGGUUUGAAGUUUGAGGAAAUCCAAGAAAGAUUUGGCGAGGAGUUCUUUAAUAUAUGCUUUGAUGAGAAUGAGAGAGUCCUUCGAGCUGUGGGCGGCACAUUGCAGGAUUUUUUUAAUGGCUUUGAUGCUUUGUUGGAACACAUUAGAACUUCUUUCGGAAAACAGGCCACUCUGGAGUCGCCAUCAUUCCUAUGCAAAGAGCUCCCUGAAGGCACUCUGAUGCUCCACUAUUUCCACCCUCACCAUACUGUGGGGUUCGCAAUGCUCGGGAUGAUUAAGGCCGCAGCCAAGAAGAUCUACCGGCUGGACGUGGCGGUGGAGCAAGUUGCCAGUGAGAAGCUGGGCUCUGAGGCUUCGAACCCGGGCAACUGUGGCUGUCUUACCUUCCUUAUCAAAGAAUGUGAAAACACCACCAUCACGAAGAACCUUCCCCAGGGCACCUCCCAAGUUCCUGCGGACCUCAGAAUCAGCAUCAGCACCUUCUGCAGAGCCUUCCCUUUCCACCUGAUGUUCGACCCCCACAUGUCCGUCCUUCAGCUAGGGGAAGGCCUGCGGAAGCAGCUUCGAUGUGAUGCUCACAAAGUGCUCAAGUUCCAGGACUGCUUCGAGAUCGUGUCUCCAAGGGUUCAUGCCGCCUUCGAGAGGGUCCUGCUGCGCCUGUCCACCCCAUUCGUGAUCAGGACCAAGCCCGAGGCUUCUGGCACUGAAAACAAAGACAAGGUGAUGGAAGUCAAAGGACAGAUGAUCCAUGUCCCAGAAUCAAAUUCCAUCUUAUUCCUGGGCUCUCCGUGCGUGGACAAGUUGGACGAACUCAUGGGCCGAGGGCUGCAUCUCUCGGACAUCCCGAUCCAUGAUGCCACCCGAGACGUCAUUCUGGUUGGUGAGCAGGCAAAGGCACAGGAUGGCUUGAAGAAGAGGAUGGAUAAAUUAAAGGCAACUUUGGAAAGAACUCACCAGGCCCUGGAAGAAGAAAAAAAGAAAACAGUCGAUCUUCUGUAUUCUAUUUUCCCUGGUGACGUCGCCCAGCUGUUGUGGCAAGGACAGCAGGUGCAGGCCAGGAAGUUCGACGACGUCACCAUGCUCUUCUCGGACAUUGUUGGAUUCACAGCCAUCUGUGCUCAGUGCACCCCCAUGCAGGUGAUCAGCAUGCUGAAUGAACUGUACACCAGGUUUGACCACCAGUGUGGAUUUUUGGAUAUUUAUAAGGUGGAAACAAUAGGCGAUGCGUACUGUGUUGCUGCAGGACUCCAUAGGAAAAGCCUCUGCCAUGCUAAGCCCAUUGCUCUGAUGGCACUCAAGAUGAUGGAACUUUCAGAAGAGGUGCUGACACCUGAUGGAAGACCAAUUCAGAUGAGGAUAGGCAUUCACUCGGGUUCCGUGCUCGCUGGAGUUGUUGGGGUGAGAAUGCCACGAUAUUGCCUGUUUGGAAAUAAUGUCACUCUGGCAAGCAAAUUCGAAUCAGGAAGUCACCCUCGGCGCAUCAAUGUCAGCCCCACCACUUACCAAUUAUUAAAACGGGAAGAAAGUUUCACAUUUAUUCCUCGGUCCCGUGAAGAGCUUCCAGAUAACUUUCCAAAGGAAAUCCCUGGGAUCUGCUAUUUCCUGGAGGUAAGGACUGGUCCUAAGCAGCCAAAGCCUUCUCUUUCUUCCUCGAGGAUAAAAAAAGUUUCCUACAACAUUGGCACCAUGUUCCUCCGGGAGACAAGCCUCUGAGACCUACCACAGAUCAAAGACUCCUCCAAAAAGCACAAGCCCAGAACAUGGGUCAUGACAGGAGAGUGGAAUGAGAUGGUUUCUCUUUCACUACUUGGCUGAGAACAAGCAGCGGAAUUUCUGUGUUAUGUUAGGCAAUAAUCCUAGAAAAAGGUGGAUGAUGACUGUCAAUUAAAAAAAAAUGGAGGGGGGAGGUAAUGAGAUGUGUCCAUCCAUGUGAGUGUUUUUUGGUCAUAUAUAUAUAUAUGUAUAUAUACAUAUAUAUAUAUAUUUUAAGUAUGGGCCCCCUUUCACAACUAAUAAAUAGAUUCCAUGUUUUCUUGUUUGUCACACAUACAGGUAUCUUUCCCCACUUAUCUGUAUCACUUUUGAGAGCCAUUUUUGAUGAUAUAUUCCUACAUUUAGUGAGUUGGUGUGUGAGGACUAUUUUCUAAUUUUGUUUUUCUGAACAGACAUUUCAUACAUACAUCAUGGCAGUGUGGUCAACUUCCCAGCAGGAAGAACUGUAACUCAGCAAAAUAUUUUAGGGAUAUUACCUAUUUUUAUACAUCUCUCUUCUAGAUGAUUACAUUUCACACAACAUUACUCGAUUUUCAGAAUCUGCUACUGUGUAGUUGGUAUAUUAUGUAACUGUAACCUAUUAAUCAAAUAUACUUUCACUUAUUUAGACAGAUUAGUGCUUGGACUGAGAAUACAUAUAACCAAGGACUUCAGAUGCUGAGAAAGCAUUGUAUGUCUGCUUAGUAAAUAUAUCUUUUAGAUUUAAUUAAUGUAGCAUGGAAUCCAGAGGAAAUAGAAUUUCCCAGUAAGAGAUUUAUCUGUAAUUAGGAUUACAGAAAAGUCUUGUUGCCAUCUUCUAAAAAACAUCAGUUAAAAUGAAAUGCUUUGCUGCAUUGGACCCUUUUCAACUUAGCACUUAUAAAAUAGGUAGUUUGUACAAUGUACUCAACUAUAUUCUAAUAAUUUCCAUGACUUGUUACUCCUCCCCCCACCUCUGCCCACUCCGCCCACUCCGCCCCCCGGAUGCCUCCUAAGGGCUACCUGACAGUGGGAGCAAAUUCCUAGAUGUUGGCAUUAGUGAGAAAGAGGUUGUAGGACGUUUUGCCGAGAAUGUUGUUUCUUGCAAAAUAAGGGGGGAAGAAAACCUGUGUUUUAUGGCUUUGAGAUUAAAAAAAAAAAAAAGGAAUUUUUCUUCUGCAGUUUGAUUGAUGUGGCUUUAAAUUCAGUGAAUCACCUUCAUGAACACUGAAGUAGGUCUAGCCUCCAGGCCCAGUCAUUGCCAUAGUGACAGGCUUCUAUCGCAUGUGGUGCUAAAAUGAAGACCUGUUCCCACUAAUUAGCACUGCAUGAAAAUAUUAUCACACACUCACCCUGAAAUUAGGAGCACAGUACAUCCAGAGUUUUCCUAUUUUGGAUCUAAUCUAAAACCCAAGUUUCUACUGAGGUUAAUGAACUGGAAAUAUUUGUUUCCGUGAAACCUUGGAGUGGCCGUUUUUCUCCAGACGAUAUAAUCAUUGAGAGCUUAUGUCUACUGAAUGUAAUAGAGUGAUUUCUCUGGUUAGGCAUUUUGGCUGCAUUAUGAUUUGUUUAUGCUGUAACUCAGCUACGGAGCAUAUUAACUGAUGUCCAGUGUAGUCUGUGAGGCUUGUUAGUGUUUUUAAGUUCUCUAAGUGUGUAGCUAGAAAACAUUUAUCGAUAUGCAAAGUAUUUGUUAUAAUGGCGAUCACUUCUGUAAUUGUUGAACUCUGUUUCACCCCAAGGCUUAUGAGGACACUAGUGCAACAGAUAGUUUGGAGACAGGAUCUAGACGAAGAGCUUUCUGAAGCCUGGCCUAUCCCUCUCCUCCCUGGGUCUAGGUCUCUGUUUUUAACAACGUGGGGGGGCCAGAAGGCCAGUGUGUUUAUUUGAGGGGAGUUUUAUAGACUGGGGACAGGGUGCUCUCAUGGGGGUAAUUACAAAGGAAUUUCUUCAGAGGACUGGGAAAUUAACCCACUUCCUUCACGGGGAACAAGGGGGAGGUUUACAGUUACUGUGGACAGAACAGGCUGGGAGCACCUCAGUCCUCACACUGAAAACAGACAACACUUUAGCCAGGUGCUCUGUACAGCACAGGAACAUGGGGAGAGAACCCAGCUUCACUGAAAUAAUUUAUGCUUAUUUUGCAUAGGAACUUAGAGCUUAUUAUGAUAAACGAAAUCAAUAAAUGUUUUGGUGGUAAGCAAUGUGUUUCAUAACCAUAAGGCUGCAAGGGACUUCCAGUAAUCAUCCAAUCUAUUUCUCUGCUUUUUGUGAAGAUUUGUCUAAGCAACUACUCUAGAUAUAUCAUCAUUCUCUCUAUACUUAAGAAUAUCUGUGGGAAGCAUAUUUUAAAAACAUCAUUGAAAAUCCACUUCAUUAUCCAGUACUUGGUAAUAGGGCCCAAGACACGAAUUGUAUAUACAUUCAAUUUGUCGAAAGAAUAACAAACUCUUUUAGUUUAUAUGGUUCUUAGAGAAGAAGUAGCCAUUUACACUGUCACAAAUGUUACAAUGAAAAAUAUACCAGAGAUCUAUUAUAUAUUACAGAAUAUAAACUACACUUUUCAAACAAUAUAAUCUAAAUGUAUUCUUGAAGCUAUAGUCUGAGGCACUAGUCUAAUCUGUUACCAGAUUGCCAAUUAUUAGUUACUCUGUUGCUAUGUGUUUGCAAGUUACUGCAUAAAGUGGCUGUUAAUUCUAGCUGCACUCAUAGAAGUUAGAAGCUGUGAAAAACUAUUAUAUUUUUAUUUGUCCUAUGUAAUACAGUCUACAUAUCCUCCGUUUAGGAAUUGUGACUGCAACACUGGGUCAUAGUUAGUAUUUCAUUUGACCAAUAUCUGUACAGUAUUCUUACCUAAAAAUUAUUGCAAACAUCAUGCAUUUUAGUGUGGCAGAUUAAAAAGAAUGUAAAUGGAUGUCCUAUUAGAAAUCAAGGUGAUAUUAAAUUAGGGAAAUGGCUUUGACCCACUCUAAAAGGGAUACAUCAAAAUAUAAUUUGGUACUUACA